AUGAAUCAGGAGUAUUUAGAUUUAUGCAAAAAGGAGAUAGAAUCUCUUUUAGAGAAAAAUUUAAUAAGAAAAUCCAAAUCUCCUUGGAGCUGCACAACUUUUUAUGUUAAUAAUGUUGCCGAAAGGGAACGUGGGGUCCCUAGACUUGUUAUAAAUUACAAACCUCUUAAUAAAGUGUUAAAAUGGAUUAGAUAUCCUAUUCCUAAUAAAAAAUAUCUUUUAGAUAGAGUAAACAAUGCUUUAAUCUUCUCUAAAUUUGAUAUGAAUUCUGGUUAUCUGCAAAUUCAGAUUAAUGAAUCUGAUAACUCAGCUAAAUCAAUUAUUGAAAAAGAUGUUAAAAAUCUUGUUGCUAAGCAAAUUUUUGCUAGCUGGGAAAAAAGGAUGACUCAGUAUAGAGGAAGAGGCCGCGGUUAUGGCCAUGGUGGAAGGGGGAGUAACAAUAUGUUAUCCCAGCCAGAAUCAAACAUUCCUCUAAUAGGGGAUUGGACUACAGUUUACAAAGGUAGAAAAAUGCAACAAUUACUUGCAUCUUUAUCUAAAAUGGAAGAUAUUCCUUCCUCCUCCUCUAAUAAAAGUAAAUCAUACAAAGAAGUUGCGGUUAAUAACCCACCUCAAGAGCAAUUGGGUUAUUUUGAAAAUUCCGUGGAUGUUACCGGCUUAAAUAGUAAGCCUUUGCUUCCCUAUAUAAGGGGAUUUAAGCAGAAGCAGGAUCGAAAUAUGUAUAAGAAAGUAUAG
Messenger RNA from Lathyrus oleraceus (garden pea), 735 nucleotides. RefSeq lists its product as uncharacterized. Lineage: Eukaryota; Viridiplantae; Streptophyta; Magnoliopsida; Fabales; Fabaceae. The transcript is spliced from 5 exons. The record is from RefSeq and is a predicted model, not a curated record. Bases 1 to 735 code for a protein of 244 amino acids.